UCACUGUCAGCUUUCAACAUUCAACAAGAGAAUUGUACCUGUUUCUGGCAAACAUGAAGUCAGACCUCUGGUAUUUCUUUUUCUUCUGCUUCCAAAUUGAAGUUGCAACUGGACAAAUCAAUGAAUCUGCCAAUUAUGAGAUGUUUACCUUUCACAACGGAGGUGUACAAGUUCUAUGCAAAUAUCCUGAGACUGUCCAACAAUUUCAAAUGCAAUUACUAAAAGGGAGCCAAAUACUCUGUAAUCUCACUAAGACAAAGGGAAGUGGAAGCACCGUGUCUAUUGAAAAUCUGAGUUUUUGUCAACCUCAAUUGUCCAACAAUGGCGUUUCUUUCUUUCUAUAUAACUUGGACCGUUCUCACGCCAGCUAUUACUUCUGCAAACUGUCGAUCUUUGAUCCUCCUCCUUUUAAAAGCAUUCUUAGAAGAGAAUAUUUGCAUAUUUAUGAACCACAACUCCCACAAUUUUGUUGCCUAAUGAAGUUCUGGUUGUCCAUCGGAUGUGCAGCUCUUGUUAUAGUCUGUUUCUUUGGAUGCUUAUUUACCUUUUGGCUUACAAAAAAGAAGUAUCAGUCCAGCGUGCAUGACCCUAACAGUGAAUACAUGUUCAUGGCAGCGGUGAGCACAGCCAAAAAACCCAUACUCACAGGUACAGACAUGACUCCAUAAUUUGGAACUCUCUGGAACCCAGGCAUGAACCAUGUUGGCCAGUUUUCUCCAACCUGAAGUGCCUGAUUCCCUCAUUUCGUGGACUACGGAGACUCUGACUUUGACCAUAUACAUCUCCUGAUGGUGUUUUGUUCAUUCUGGACCAGUGACUGUAUCAGUCAAUAGAGAUUUUAACAGACUGCUGUGGUUCCACUGAAUUCUUUCGAAACAAACACCCUCAUGGAACCAGCCUUAUAGACAGCCCAGCUCAUGUGUGCUCAACAAAUAGACCUCACUGGGAUGGAGACUCUGUCUCCACGUCUUAGAUGCUUUCUCUUGCCUGCAGUUUUCCUUAUAAACAUACUACAACAUGACUACUUGACAGCCUGACAGCCACCCUGAAUAGGGAGCUGUACAUUUUCCCUCUGGUUCUCUCUCUUUCUCCAUGUUUAUGUGUGUGUGUGUUUAUACAUAUGUAUACGUAUAUAAAAUAUACAUAUACACACAUAUAUGAAAUUGAUGAUGGAUGUAUUUGCCUGUAUUCUCCUUGCAAGAAUAUUUUUACUACAGAAAGAUGUGUUAUUUCCCCAAAUUCAGUUAAAAUUGUUUACUUUGUUGACAUUAGUGGUAGGAAACAUUGCCUGGAAUCAAAAGCAACUUCAUUUUAUUAUCCUGUUCUCCAUCAUUCCUUAUGGUUUUAUGGCACUAUUGCUUACAAGUUUACCUAUUUAUGUAGAUCAUAUUAAAAUGGUACACAAAACCAUCUUUAAUUGGCCAACAUUCUCCUGGGGUACAGCAAAUGAUCCUUUUAACCCCAAAGCGGCAGGUGCUAUAGGCUGCUGCCAAACCAUAACUGUGUUGCUCUGGGCUUUCAGGUUAAAGUGGUCCCCAUCAACCUGGAGCAUCAGCCUCAUCACUCAUACCUGGGUGGAAUUCCAAGGGUUAAGAAAUUCCCUUUGGCCAGGGACAAUCUUGUGCUCUCGCUCUGAGAGGCUGAAGUCACCCUGGGCAUCACAGUGGGCUCUACUUGAGUUUUGACCUGCAGGAUCUGGGCAGAAACACACACAUGUCAGGGCACAAUUCCCUCUCCUAGAAACCAUCCAGCCUGGAAACUGGCCCUAGCCCUUCACAGUAGCCAUCUUUAGAAUAUAAUUUGUCCAAGAAAGUUCUUAAAUACACUUAAAAUGAUUAUUCUUAGCUGGAAUAUUUUACCCCCUUCUUAUCUGUAUGCUUGAGGUUUCUAAGCACUUCAGGGGGUGUAUGGCAACCUUUUAAACUCUAGGUAAAAUUGGGUUAUUUAGUAGUUUUAAAAUUUUUAUUUGCCUGCUUAUAGUUUACUUCACAAGUGAGACUCUAUGUGCCAUUAUGCAUACUUAUAUUAUCUUAAGCAUGUGUAAUGCUGACGUGUACAGUAUAGUACUGAACUUGUAAUUUGAAUCAAGUAUAGUGUUCUUUGUUUUCAGCUGACUUGGCCAAGCUGACUGGCUUUGCAGAGGUGUUUCCUGGGUUCCUUUCAGCUUUCUGUGUGGAUGAUUGCAGGUGGGGGAGGACAGCCUUCAUGAUGGCUUGCCCAGCCUGGUUGUCCAUGCUGGGCUUUGAAGCAUUGUCCUUCUCAGCACUGUACAUUUCAGAGUGAAUUGUUAAAGAGCAAAAUUUCCAUGAAAUAAAACCUGGUUUUAAAAGGAGCCACUUGUCAAAUAUAUUCUAGCAGUAGUAACAAGCUAGAGAAUGAACAUUUGCUGUUCAGCAAUUCAAAAUACCUUGCUGUGCUUUUUUGAGGGGCGGGGAACUGUUUCGCUUAGCUAAAACUUCCAGUUUGACCUUGUUCUCGAAGAUAGUCACAUUUCUUGGAACAGUUGCUUUUUUCAUUUUCUUUUUAAAUUUUUUUUUUUUUUAAAUUUAAAAAUAAUCACAAACUUAUAUAACAGGUAGAAACACAGAGGAAGGACCAUUCUUUUCCUGAGUAAGUUUCUGACCUAAUGUCCUGUCACCUCUGAAUAGUAUGUACUUCCUACAGACAAGGACACUGUCCUCUGUAACUAGGAGGUGGCAAUCAACAUCAGGACAUCAACAUUGACACAUUGUAACACUCCAUCCUCAGCCUGCAAUCAGGACUUGCCAGUGGUGUCCAUAAUGGAUUUUGUAGCCCAAGAGUCUGUCCAGGGUCGUCUUUUACAUUUAAUUGCCACAUGUUUGUAGUGUGUUCCAGUCUGGACAUCAUGGGCCUGACACUUUUGAAGAUUACAAACAGUUAUUCUGUAGAAUGUCCUUUGUUUGGGUCAGUGUGAUAUUUCUUUGUGAUUAAAAUCCAGUUCUUCAUCUUGAGCAGAAAUAACACAGAAGUGAUAAUGUGCUCUUUCAAUCGUAAUCCUAUGAGGCACUCACAAUUUGGCUCUGUUACAUUAUGGAUAAUGUUCAUUUUAAUCACCUGACUGGUGAUGGUGGUGUCUGUCAAACUCCUCCACUGGAAUAUAACUCUUGUCCUCAUUCUAGUUGAUAAAUAUUUUGUGGGAAAGUACUCGGAAACUGUAACUCUUCUGUUCCUCAUCAAAAUGUCCAUGUAUUGAUUGCUUCAUUUAUAUCUGUAUGAUAUCAUGGUG
Nycticebus coucang (slow loris) is the source of this 3247-nucleotide messenger RNA. RefSeq names its product inducible T cell costimulator (gene ICOS). Gene Ontology annotation, biological process: T cell costimulation; cell-cell adhesion; T cell tolerance induction. The record is from RefSeq and is a predicted model, not a curated record. The transcript is spliced from 5 exons. Bases 54 to 668 code for a protein of 204 amino acids. NCBI's taxonomy places the organism in Eukaryota, Metazoa, Chordata, Mammalia, Primates, Lorisidae.